Molecule: messenger RNA, 1616 nt
Organism: Boleophthalmus pectinirostris (great blue-spotted mudskipper)
Lineage: Eukaryota; Metazoa; Chordata; Actinopteri; Gobiiformes; Gobiidae
Gene: rrad
Product: Ras-related associated with diabetes
Exons: 5
Coding region: 135-1064 (309 amino acids)
Biological process (GO): negative regulation of high voltage-gated calcium channel activity
Cellular component (GO): plasma membrane
Molecular function (GO): calcium channel regulator activity; GTP binding; GTPase activity
Source: RefSeq, a predicted model, not a curated record
GAGUGGCGAGUCUCAACAGACCAAAGCAAAACGCUCUCUUGUCACAGACACAUUUCCAAACCAAGGAUAUACAAGGACUAUCUGAUUCUGCGUGGGAUUUAUUUGCCUGAACCAUAUCUUCGGAAUAAAGCACAAUGACUUUGAACAAGGGUGACAAAUUGAGGAACAUGGACAAGAGGAGAGGAAGUGUGCCAUUCCCUAUGAAUCUACCCAACCUUCACAGGAGAAGCAUGCCCGUGGACGACAGAGACCUGCGCGCCACGAUGCCUCAAACUGGACAGACUGACGAGCUGUCAAACCUGCUCCGCUGCACCUCGUACUCCCCCAGCGACCAGCACAGAGGCAGCUGCGCCUCCGAUUCCUCCGACUCCGUCAUCUCCACAGGAAGCGAGACCGACUCUCAGGUGUACAAGGUGGUCCUCCUCGGGGAGCACGGUGUUGGCAAGUCCAGCCUGGCGCGCGUGUUCGGCGGAGUUGAGGAUGGAAGUCACGACUGCGAUGAAGCAGGAAACACUUAUGAUAGAUCUAUUAUCGUGGAUGAAGAGGAGGCAUCCAUUCUCCUCUAUGAUGUUUGGGAACAGGAUAACAGUCAGUGGAUGAAGGAGCAGUGCAUGAAGAUGGGAGAUGCCUACAUUAUUGUGUAUUCAGUCACAGACAAGGCGAGCUUCGAGAAGGCCUCAGAGCUGCGGAUUCAGCUGCGUAGAGCCAGGCAGUCAGAGAACAUUCCCAUAAUCCUUGUGGGCAACAAGAGUGACCUGGUGCGGUCCAGGGAAGUGUCUGUAGAUGAGGGUAGUGCCUGUGCAGUAGUAUUCGACUGCAAGUUCAUUGAGACAUCAGCAUCUCUCCACCACAAUGUGCAGGCCUUAUUUGAAGGCAUUGUCAGACAGAUCCGCUUGAGGAAAGACAGCAAAGAGGAAAAUGCAAGACGCAUGGCUAACUGCAGGCGUCGAGAGAGCAUCAGCAAGAAAGCCAAGCGCUUCCUGGGUCGAAUGGUCGCACGCAAAAACAAGAAGAUGGCGUUCAGGCAGAAGUCCAAGUCCUGCCACGAUCUGACCGUCCUCUGAGGAGCACAACAAAAGAUGGACAUUUUCUCUUUGGCCUCUGAAGACCAGAUGCUGUGUGUGUUUUAACACUAACCCUAAGGACUACUAGAGCUGUACAGAAAUAUAUUUUUUAUUUUUAGACACCAAGAAGCAAAAAGUGGACUUGAAAAAACAAUUGUGUCUGAUGUAACUCAUAAGUCAUAUCAUGAAGUGGUGGUAACCUGCAUGAAGCUUGGCGAUCAUGUGUUUUAUUCUGUUCAGAUUGCCUUAAGACAUUGCUUUCAUUAUAUGGUCAUCAUGUAUGGAUAGUAGUGAAUCUUAAAGACUGACAUACUCUAGGGGUGGGUUUUCUAAUAGUUCUUGUUGUACAUAUUGUAAGCUAUGUCUGCUGAACAUACAUCUCAUUGUUGUUAAAGACACGUAAACGGAUCCCAGGGUCAUUUUCAGUCAGAUUUACUUGAAGCGUGGUGCGCAGGUCGUGCCUCUGCCCAAUCUCUGAGGCCCCGUCAAAUCUGCUAUAUGUUAUUUCAUUUCCACCGAAUUCAGGUUGUGAAUGUAAAGUAAAGCAAUAAG